GUCUUAUCUCUAAAACCCUUUGACAACGGUCGUGUUAUUCUGUAGAGACGAUGAUGAGAUCAGUGCCUAUUUCUUCAUCUUCCAGUUUCCUUCUCGAUCAGAACGAUCUUCUUCUUCAUCAUCAUCAAUGUCCAGCGAGAGUUGUUGGUUCUUCGACUCCGACGAUCUGUUGUUCUUCGCGAAGCAAUUCUUAUAUACCAAAGCUCGAACCUUUUAGCAGAACCAAGUUCGAUCGACUCGUCAGAGACCCUCCCUUGAUCCAAAAGUCCGAAAACGAGCUUGCUGAUUACUGUUCAACCCUCGAAGGAGACCCGUCCUAUAGCUGUUGGAGAGCCUACUUUGAACUCAAAGAUCUCGAAAAAAAGUAUCCAAAACAAGAGGUAGAGAAGCUGAUAAUUCAAGCGGGCGGAGUAAAAACUCUGAUCGGCUGCUUGCAUGGAAUAUCAGAAAUUCACAGAAACAAGAAGGAAACCGAUGGAUCGGCCAAGACAUUGAUCGAAGAGAAAACUACAGAGAGACCUCUUCAUGUGCCGGAUGGAUUGCCAAAAUCAACAGAAGAGCUCGAAGAAGAAGAGAAAGCAAAAAUGCCUGAUUCAGCUUUCACACGAAUGCUCAGAACCAAGGGGAGGUUCCCUGCCUGGUACUCUCCUGCACCCGAUCACGAAACAGAUUGAUGUAUCAAUAUAUACAUGAACUCGACGAUAGUGACUUGAAGUUAUUAUGUAUUUUUUGAGUGGUUGUGCUCUGUAAAUGUUUUGUUCAAGUUUGAUAUUUGGGAUUUUGGUUUGAUCCUUUAUUGUGCAAACAAGGCUCAAUCUAUAACCUCUCUGUGUCUUUUUUUAUUUCUUUCUUAUUGUGUGUAUGGUUUUUGAACUAGAAAUUAGUUUGGGUUGAAGAUGGUUGUCCAUUUUGGGAUAAUUUUAAUGUUUGUAUGAAUCUAUGAAUUAAAUGGAAUUUCAGUGGCAAAGGCAGCCAUUAAAAUCA
Messenger RNA from Camellia sinensis, 984 nucleotides. Lineage: Eukaryota; Viridiplantae; Streptophyta; Magnoliopsida; Ericales; Theaceae. The record is from RefSeq and is a predicted model, not a curated record.